Messenger RNA from Mesocestoides corti, 1605 nucleotides. The record is from the annotation of a GenBank genome assembly. NCBI's taxonomy places the organism in Eukaryota, Metazoa, Platyhelminthes, Cestoda, Cyclophyllidea, Mesocestoididae.
AGAGAACGAAUUCUCUCGAAACAGCUGGAGGAUUUCGGUAAAGUUGGUGGGAUUAUCGACAAACGCGUUGGUGUCAAAGGAUCAAUGACCACAUCAACCGACGCUGCCUUGCGCAGACACAUAAUUGAAAAACUGCGCCAAAUGGAGAGCCUUGGCACGAUAUCAGCCGACAAAGACGAUCCUCUUGUUAAGGCAUCGAUGGGUAAUCAGAAGUCCAAUGUGCACGCCUCCUUUGAUGACGAUUUGGGAGGACUUUCUGCUGAAAUUGUGGAGAGUGAGUUGUUUGCCGGUGGUCUCCUGAAGGCUGUGGAGCCUGAUGCCAAAAUCAGUCGUCAGAGCACGCAGGAUGCCCUCUUGCAAAAGAUAGCACUGACUAAGGAACAGCGACUAAAGCGCGUCGAGGAAAAUGAAGCAAAUAGACAGAAGCUCAAAGAUGCUGAUGCUGAAUGGGCCGAUAAAGUUCGUUUUAUGUUGGCCAAGCUGAAUGACCUGAAGCCAAAAAGUACCAAGGCUUCGGAGAAGAUGGCGGAAGGCCGCACCGAGGUCCUGCGACUGCUAAACAAACUCUCCUCGGCAAAGAGCGUCGUUCCAGUUGGCGUCAAAGUUGGGACUGAGUCGAUCAAAUCAGACCAGCUACUCGCAAAUCUCGAGUCCAUUGUUUCCAGGAAGGUGGAGUCCACUUUUAGCGAAGAAGUCUUGUCGAGGAGGACAUUUGACGAGCCGAAGACGGAGGACAUUGUGCUUCGUCUCCUUUGUCGCAUCGGGGCUUACGAACCGGUCAUUGUGUCCCAAAUUGCCGACGAGCUGCUGCAUCUCCAGCUGGCGACUCUCUCAAAUGUCGUGCGUGGUCUCUUUCUCGCUCAGAUCGUCCUGGUGGAUGUGAUCUCGUUAAAAGUGGAAGGGAGUGGAGCGCGAAAUGCCAAAUUUGCCAAUUCAGGACGUCUAAAUGGCAUUUUUAUUCCCGAACUACCGCAAUUCCUUUUGCGGCUUAUCAACACAGCCUGUACAAAGGGUGGCGUUCUAUAUGUUGCAGAGGAUAUGUCUUCUGUGGACAACUCUACCUACGCCACCCUCGAUAUAGACAUAGCCACCAAAGGUCGAACUAUUUCCGAGGUAGAAGUGCCAACCUAUCGUCUGGCUUGUCUGAACAAGUGUCUUGAACUUACCAUAUGGAUACUCAACAUCUACGCUGCGCACUUUCCUGCCCCGACCGUCUGCCAAAUUUUUUCUGGGCUUGCUACCGAUCGGCUGAAUGUUAAUUAUUUGCCGGUAGGAAUAGCGAAAAAAGCUGAGUUGAUAAACGAAAAGGUCGCCGGCUUGAAGACACAGCCACAGCCGAGGGAAAUUUUUACCGCGGACAAAGUAUCGUUAUUGCUGGCGAACAAGUGUGCUACACCUCAGGACUUGCAAAAAGUCGGUCUUGUUCCUCAACUAGAGCCCCAGUUUGAUGAAAAAUUAGACGUCAGAAAAACGAAGAAAAAGAAACCGGCUAAUGUGGAAUUGAGGCAGAAGUUGGCAAAGGAGAAAAGAGGAGUCAUUCGGGAGCUUCGCCGCGACGCCCGGUUCCUUGCCAACUACGACCGGAAGAAAACCAAGGCCAGGUGA